Molecule: messenger RNA, 660 nt
Organism: Mya arenaria
Lineage: Eukaryota; Metazoa; Mollusca; Bivalvia; Myida; Myidae
Product: prepro-gonadotropin-releasing hormone-like protein
Exons: 4
Coding region: 117-413 (98 amino acids)
Molecular function (GO): hormone activity
Source: RefSeq, a predicted model, not a curated record
GGAAAUGCAAGAUGAAGACUAUAGACGUGUCGCUACUAUAUAAGACCAAAUGUUGGGUAUUCGGUGGAGUUUAAAUCAAAUAAUUCGGUGUAUCUGAAGCUUUCAAAGAAGCGAGCAUGAACAGCUACGUCCCAAUAACCGCCUUUGUACUGAUUGUAAUGGCGUGCCUGGACUUCGGCACAGUUGAGGGACAGAGUUAUCACUUCAGCAAUGGUUGGAACCCGGGCAAGAGAUCUUCAAUGUCAACUGAAACCUGCCACUUCAGAACAGAUGUUCAAACUCUAGUCUUCAAACUGAUUGAGGAUGAAGUUUUACGGAUGCUCUCAGACCCCGCCUGCUUCGGUGGAUUACCAUCGCUACGCAACCUGUUAAAGAAAGACAUUGGUUAUCCACCGAUAGAUGAGAGGAAGUAGAGAAGAGAGAAAUAUAAAAGCCGAAUAGUCUACAGGAACUCACCAUACAAAAACAUGAUCUCAAAAAUGUGGAAUAUAUUAUAACUAGUUCGUGAUAACAUAACCUUAACGCACGGUUAAUAGAGUAGUGUAUUAAUAUUACUUUAAAAUAAAUCAUAUACUAAUGAAAGGAUGUAUUCAAAUGCAUAAAGUAGAAUGUUAUAAAGAAAAAUUAAAUUCACCAACUUCAAUUGUUUUUUGUGUGUUU